AAUCUGUACAGAUACCCUUGUGUCAUUGAAGGACCCCGAAAAGCCAAGAUGGCUGCGCCCGGAGAAAUCAACGGGGAGUUUGAAAACUGGUUAAAUGAACGAUUAGAUUCCCUUGAAGUAGACAGGGAUGUAUAUGGAGCUUACAUUCACGGUGUUCUUCAGGAAGAAGAGAAUGAUGACGAGAAGACAGACGCUUUACAAGGCAUUCUAUCUGCUUUUCUGGAAGAAGAUGCAUUAGAGACGGUCUGUCAGGAGAUCAUAAAGCAGUGGACCGAAUGCUGUGCCAAAUCUGCAGUCACUCAGAACACAGACGCGGAUGUGCAAGCCAUCGCUAGCCUGAUUGAGAAGCAGGCUCAGAUCGUCGUAAAGCAGAAAGAGGUUACUGAUGUGGAGAAGAAGCAUAAACGAGCCCUACUGGAGCAGUACGCCAACGUCACAGAUGACGAAGAUGAAGAUGAGGAGGAACUGCCCGGUGCUAUGGCCUUCCCCAGCGAAAAAUCCCUCUUUAAGAACACUAACGUGGAGGACGUACUGAGCCGGAAGAAGCUGCAGCGGGACCAGGCCAAAGAGGAUUCCCAGAAGAAGAAGGAGGGGGACAAGAUGCAACGGGAGAAGGACAAACUAGUCAAGCAAGAGAGGAAGGACAAGGAGAAGAAACGCACCCAGAAAGGAGAACGCAAAAGAUAAAGUAACCAGACAGGAUGCAGGACAGAUUAUCUCAGAUCAAAGUUAUGGACUUCUCAGUUAUCAGUUUCACACCUCUAUUGCCAUUUUCCUAAAGUUUGCUUGUGAAUGUGACAGGAAGGAAUUUUUUUCUCAGAGGCCUUCCAUGUUACAUAUAAGUGUACUUUGCUUUACUCUCUCAAAGAAGUCUACUGUCAAAGUAAAGCCAAAAUGCAGAAAGGUUUUUUUUCUCUGCCAUAAUACAUAAAUAUCAGUAUGAUAUUGAAUUACUUCAGGGUGACAAUAUGCAUGUAUCAUCUCUCCAAAACAGCUCUGCCUUAAAUGCAUAUAUGAUGGCUGUAAUGUUAGUAACUGUCAUCUGUUGAGAUUUUGUGUGAAGAGAAGGGCUUUGUCUCAGAUUAGUUGUCUCUGCGUCAGAGUACAGAAAAAAAGAUAUGAGAAUGCUAAAUACAGUUAAUUCAAAACCUGGAAAUACUUUUGAACCGACUACUUUUUUACCACAUCCUUUUCCAUUUGGGCUCCCCGCAGCAAAUUCAGAACCUGUCAUUGUAACUGAAAACAAUUGGCUGAUUAGCAGUUUCAUGAGUAGGGUGCACUGGAAAUUGUGCCACUUGAAAUUAGUUUGAAAGAGCAAACUUGGAGUACAGUUACAGAAUGUUAAUUAACUGUGUAUAGUGGGAGUUGGGGUGUAUAACCAAGUGGCAUAUGAACAAUCCAGACAUUCUGUAGAGAGAGGACUUUAUUAAUAGCCACAAUUCAUCACUUCUAGUUAUUAUUUUUAUCAGAUAUACUGGACUUUUAGAAAUUGACAUUUAUUCAAAAAAUACAAAAUAAUGUUUUUGUUAACAUGAACUAGAGCAUCUGCGUAGCUAGUGUAAUUGCUACUAGUGCAAGAUUGCUUCAAAAUGGGAAAUUAAGACAUUUAGUUAAAGGGACAAGGAAAUCAAGUGAGUAAUUUGUUUUAGCCACCUGCCGUUUCUAAGCAAAUAUAUGUAGAUCAUGCAUCAGUUUUUAGUGGUAAGAAUGUUUAAUAUAGUGGCAGCAGAUCCAGUUUAGCUAAAUGAAAAGAGAUUGAGCCAUGUGUUGUCCACUUGUAUACUUAAUUUGUACUGGUUACUGGAUUAUACACACUUAAGAAGUGCAAGUCAUUAAUGUCCUCUGCCUUUUUUGUAACUUUUUGGCAUCAUGUUAAAGGAAAAGGGUUGAAACUAAGGAUGGUAUGGCGGUCCACUGUAGGUGCUCUUUUCACCAUACCAGUCAUCUGGAGCAGAGCUGCAGGCUUUCAUUUCCCCCCUAUCAAAGAUCUUCAUUCUGUUGAACAAUUUAUAUUCUCAGAGUUGUUUUAUACCUUAAUAAAGUGAGCAGAGAACA
Molecule: messenger RNA, 2055 nt
Organism: Clupea harengus (Atlantic herring)
Lineage: Eukaryota; Metazoa; Chordata; Actinopteri; Clupeiformes; Clupeidae
Gene: ccdc43
Product: coiled-coil domain containing 43
Source: RefSeq, a predicted model, not a curated record